Molecule: messenger RNA, 2741 nt
Organism: Hydra vulgaris (swiftwater hydra)
Lineage: Eukaryota; Metazoa; Cnidaria; Hydrozoa; Anthoathecata; Hydridae
Cellular component (GO): plasma membrane
Molecular function (GO): calcium-activated cation channel activity
Source: RefSeq, a predicted model, not a curated record
UUAAUAUUUAGCUUAGAAACAAGAUUGGUGUCUAUUUUCAUGUCUGAUCUGCUGCUGUAGUGCUGCGCUGUUAUUAAGUUGCUAAUGUUUGCUAAUAUUGUUUACUCGAUUUUCACAGACAAUAAAUUAAUGACAUAAAUGAACACAUUAAGCCAGUAUUCCCUUGUAUUUCCAAUCUGUCAUUGCAUAUACAAUAAAAAUAUCUUUGAUGACUGUAAAAAACAUUUAUUGCAAAAUAUAGAGAGUACGAUUUCACAUUCUCGUUCAAACUACAAAUCAAAGAGUUUUUGUGAAGUAGCAGUUCUGUGGAGGCGUGUGUAGAAAUUGAUCAGAUUUUAUGUAUUUGCAGAAAAAAAAAUUGAUGUAAUAUAAAGAAAUAAAAGACUUAGAUAUAUAAAAUGUCAGGGAUAAAUAAUGUGAACAAAUCAAGACCUGUUGUGGCAGGAGUUGAUCUAAACAGUCCUGCACAGACAUUUAAUGUUGUGAUUGCAUUAUGUGGCAUUAUAUUUAUUUUGGCUUUGAGUUUUUUUUCCUGCAUUAGAUUAAAGCUACGUCAAAUCUACUCGCCUCGUUUGCUUUUAAUUGAACGAAAAUCUGUUCCUGGUUCCACUUCACAAUCUAUCUUCUCAUGGAUAGGACCAUCAUUUAAAGCUACUGAUCAAGAUAUCUAUGCUUUUUCUGGUUUAGAUGCACUUGUGUUCUUGAGAUUUAUGAGGUUAGUUUUGAAGUUUGCUCUGAUUACAUUGCCUUUUGGAAUGAUAGUUUUGUUACCUUUGAAUGUUUAUGGUGGCAAUCAGUUGACAGAUGGGUUAGAUAAGCUAAGUAUGUCAAAUGUUCAAAGUGGAUCUUCCUUGCUGUGGUUUCAUUGGAUAGCUGUUUGGGUAUACUCAUUUGUGGUACUUUAUUUAACUUUUCUUGAAUGGAAAGUAUAUACCACUUUCAGACAGAAUUACUUAAAGAAAGGUAUUAGCAAACAGUUCACUGUACUGGUACAGAACAUACCAGAAAAAAUUCGUAGCAAUGACGAUCUAAAGACUUUUGUAGACAAACUGUUUCCAAAACAUGUUGAGAGCGUCUAUAUGGUUAAAGACUUGAAUGUAUGGAGUAAGCUUAUUGAAAAGCAUGAUUCUUAUGUUAUAAAGUGGGAAGUUGCCAAGCUUUAUUUGGAAAAAAAUAACAAAAGAAUGACUUUAAAGAAAUAUCCUUGUGCAAAAGAAAGAGAUGCAAUUUCCGAAUAUGAAUUUGAGCUUCAGGAGAUUCAAAAUCAGUUAGCAGAUGAACAGUUUUCUUCAAAACAUCAAACAUUGCCAUGUGCAUUUAUUUUCUUCAAAUCGUUAAAAGGGCAAGCUAGUUCACUUAAAAGUGUAUGGGAUUCAAGUCCAUUUCAUUAUCAUGUUACACCUGCUCCUGAACCAAAAGAGAUUUUAUGGGGAAAUUUAGCUAUUCCUUUUUGGCAAAAGAGUUUAAGAAAUAUUGUUGGCUAUAUAUUUAUUUUUAUGCUUGUAAUAUUUUGGACAACACCUAUUUUGUUUAUUUCAUCUCUAACCAAAUUGAGUUCCAUUGCUUCAGAAUUAAAAUGGUUAGAUGAAUGGCAAGCUGGAACUUCAACUUUGGUUAUGAAUUUUAUUCAAGGAGUUAUCCCUGUUCUACUUAUUGCUAUAUUUUACAUUAUAUUACCUUAUAUUUUGAGAGCAGUUGGAAAAUUUCAAGGUCAUAUUAGCAAAAGUGAAAUUGCUCUUAUAACUUUUAAGUUUCUCUUUGUAUUUCAGACAUUUAACACAUUUUUCAUAUACAUUGUAUCGGGUUCAGUUCUUCAAGAUUUCCAGAAAAUUAUCAAUUCUCCUUUACAACUUCCAAGUUAUCUUGCUAAAUCAUUACCCAGUCAAGCUGGUUUUUUCCUUAACUAUAUAACACUUAUGUCUUUUGUUGGAUUAGCAAUUGAGCUGACUAGGAUUGUACCUCUUAUUGUUUUUACAAUAAAUAUAAAGUUUUUUGCACACACUCAACGACAAAUUCAAGAGGCUUGGAAACCAAAAGGAGCUGAGUAUGAAAUUAUGUAUUCUCAAGUGCUGCUUUUCUUCCUAAUUGGACUAUCUUAUUCAAUUCUUUCACCUAUCAUUAUUCCAUUCUUUGUGCUUUAUAAUCUUUUUGGAUAUAUUGUGUGGACCCAUCAACUGCUUUAUGUUUAUAUACCAGAUAAUGAUCACGGAGGAAAAUUUUGGCCAGAUGUUUUUUCCAGGAUUAUUGCUUGCAUGGUAGUGUUUCAGCUUCUUAUGAUUGGUGUAUUUUUGCUUAAGCAAGUCUGGUAUGCUGCUGCUUUCACAGCUCCAUUGGUCAUCAUAACAGUUGUUUUUUGGUUGUUAAUGGUUGAUAAAUUUCAACCAUGCAGCGAAUUUCUUGUUUUAAGUGAAGCUGUUGAUACAAAAGUUGGCGAGCGACGUUUUCUUGAGGCUGUUCGAAGAACAUAUAUUCGAAACUAUUCUAUACCGGACAUUUUUGAGCUAAGUACAGACAAUAAACUACCACCUGAUGAUUGGCUCCCUUUCAAUGAUGUAAGGGCGUUUUCUGAUGAAGAAUCGCAUGAUUUAGGAGAAAAUAGUACGUUAUUAUCGAAAUGAAAAAUCUAUUGUCUUCAUUAAUUUUUUUAUUAUCAAACACCAAAACAUUAUUUUGUGUAUAUUAAAGCAGACACGUCUUUGUACAUUUAUUUAAACAUAAUAUUUUCUAUUUAUUUAAAAGUU